CGGUGGGCAGAUUGAUGUAGCUCAUGGCGGCUAUGCAAACUUUAGCACCGAGAGUCCGUGGGUGGAAAUAUUUCGUCUUACUGCUCGCAGCCUGGAACGUUUGCCCGCCAACAACUCGAAAAGAGGCUGUAUUCGGGGGCGGGGCAAAGACAAGACGUCCCACCUCUCAGCUACGUGAAAAGCCUGGAGCUCGACCAUCCCCUCGGGAUCUGGCCAUGGCGUUUCCUUCCCUUUCUGCGGGCCAGGAUCCCUGGAGGAGCUUGUCUUCGGAGGAGCUGGAGAAGCAGUACUCACCCAGCAGAUGGGUCAUCCGCACGAAACCAGAGGAAGUUGUUGGGAACUUCGUGCAGAUAGGAAGCCAGGCCACCCAGAAGGCCCGGGCCACCAGGAGGAACCAGCUGGAUGUCCCCUAUGGAGAUGGCGAAGGGGAGAAACUGGACAUCUACUUUCCCGAUGAGGAUUCCAAGGCUUUCCCUCUGUUCCUGUUCUUGCAUGGAGGAUACUGGCAGAGUGGAAGUAAAGAUGACUCGGCCUUCAUGGUAAACCCACUGACUGCACAGGGGAUCGUGGUGGCGAUAGUGGCUUAUGACAUUGCACCCAAAGGCACACUGGACCAGAUGGUGGACCAGGUGACCCGCAGUGUUGUGUUUCUCCAGAGGCGCUAUCCAAGCAAUGAGGGAAUCUACCUCUGCGGACACUCUGCAGGAGCUCACCUGGCUGCUAUGGUGCUCCUGGCCCGCUGGACCAAGCAUGGUGUCACACCCAACCUCCAAGGCUUUCUCCUGGUGAGCGGGAUCUACGACCUGGAGCCCCUUGUAGCUACCUCCCAGAAUGGCCCUCUGCGCAUGACCCUGGAAGAUGCUCAGAGAAACAGUCCACAGCGACACUUGGAUGUGGUUCCAGCACAGCCUGUGGCUCCAGCCUGCCCUGUGCUGGUGCUUGUGGGUCAGCAUGACUCCCCAGAGUUCCACCGGCAGUCCAAGGAGUUCUAUGAGACACUUCUCCGAGUGGGAUGGAAGGCCUCUUUCCAGCAGCUGCAUGGUGUGGAUCACUUUGACAUCAUAGAGAAUCUGACCCGGGAGGAUGACGUGCUCACCCAGAUCAUUUUGAAAACAGUCUUCCAGAAGCUGUGAGGACACCCAGUCUCCAUUCUGUAUGCACCUCAGAGAACCUUCAGAAAAGAGGUUCCAUCUCACACUGCCUUGCCUGUCCACCCGGUACAGUCUCCCUGCUGUGAACACAAUCUCCUCUCCUGCCAUUCUUCGCCCCACCCAGAUGAAGGCCCAGGGAAAGCCUGCAGAUUGUUACUGGAAAAUGCACACAGCCACCACCUGGCCAAGUCUGCCCCACCCUCCACCCCACCCCUGCCUGCUGACAGGGAGUGGCCAUUAACUUCUGGCUGGCUUUCUGUGCCAAUUAGCAGUAUCAGUGUGGACUAGCUGGGGCUGAGGCUGUAGCUGAGUGCUGGAGUUCUGCCUAUCUCCUACUGCAAGAGAAGGUGGGGUGGGGAGAAGAAAUGAAGACAGACAGACAGACCAACCAAACACUGGGGGAUGUAGCUCGCUGGUAGAAAGCAUAGGAUCCUGGGUUUCAACAAGGAAACCGGAUACUAACAAGGAAAAAAGAAAGAAGAGAGGAGAAACAGAGACAGGCCCAGUGUAUACCUGAAUCCCAGCACUGAGGCAAGAGAAUUGCUUGUGAUUUCAAGACCUUCCUGGACGACAUAGCUAGACCCUGUCUCAAAAAGAAAAGGGACUGGAGAGAUGGCUUGGCAGAUCAGAGUGCCUGGCACUGAGCCUUGACAACCUGUGUUUGGUCCUGGGGACCCAUAUGGAAUGAAACAACUCCCCCAAAUUGUCCUUUGGCUGCCAUGUGUGUGUAUCUUAGCAUACACACCACACAUACAUGAUGAUGGUGAUAAAAAGAGCCCAUGUUUGUGCCUGCUGUAUGAACUAACAAGGAUUUACUUAGAGCUGCACCAGCCCAGAGAGGCCCCCCUGCACAAAAGACCUGUGUGUAGCAGGCUCCACCAGACCUGACAACUAUUCCUGCAGCACACCACUGGGCCUUCUGAAACAGCUGGUGUGGGCUGUAGCCAUACUUCUUGCCUACUUUAUUGGGUUCUCAUAGCUACCACUCUUUCCCACCCCAAUCCCUUCCAACCCCCAACACUAGGGAGUUGAGAAGGUUCGAGGGGAAGGGGGGCAUAGAUCUCUUUAGAUGCCCUGCUGAUUAGGGGCAUUGAGAUCCUUGGGGCAAGAACAGCCAGCACGUCAUCAAACAGCAAAGGAACCACAGGGGACAUAGCAGCCACCUCUUGGGGCUCUGACAUUUUUAUACUCUCCCAAGAACCCCCCAGAAUUCCAAAUGUCAACUCUCUUCAGCUGGCAGACUCAGCCCCUGCCUGCCAGAGCAGGGGACAAAUCGUAGUUGCAUGUGGACAAUCUGAAGCAGCCCCAUUUCCCACACCUGGCAUUAAAACCAAAGCCUAGUCACAUAA
This is a messenger RNA of Mus caroli (Ryukyu mouse), 2500 nucleotides long. It is a transcript of the gene Afmid, whose product is annotated as arylformamidase. Gene Ontology annotation, molecular function: arylformamidase activity. The record is from RefSeq and is a predicted model, not a curated record. Lineage: Eukaryota; Metazoa; Chordata; Mammalia; Rodentia; Muridae.